AUCAGCUGUUGCAGUCCGUGUGUGCGCUGCUGACUCAGCCCAGCUGGCCCUGAUAGGCCGGAAUGUACGAGAGGCAGUCUAGCGUAAGUCUGGUCUAGUCCUGACAUGUCUCAGUCGCUCUAUAAGGGGACGCUGCUGCACUACCUCUGCUUGUCUUGCACAUCAUGGACCACUGACUGCACUCUCUGAUUGUCAAUAUUCAUCCAACAAAUACAACAUGGACACCUCUGACGACAACAAACUGGUCCGACCCAAGGAGGGGUUGUGCUCUUUGCUGCAGCUGGCAGGAGCCACCAAAGAUGUCUUUACCAUGAAGGAGGUGAUGUUCUACCUGGGUCAGUACAUCAUCCAGAAGCAGCUGUAUGACCAGAAGCAGCAACACAUCGUGCACUGCUCCCACGAUGAGCUGGGCCGCGUGCUUGGCGUCGGCAGCUUCUCAGUCAAAGAACCUCGAGUUUUAUUUACCGUGCUCACCAAGAACCUGGUGGCUGUGACGAGCCAAAAAGACUCCUCGCAAAGUUUAGGUGAAGCAAGCAGCAGCAGCCAGGUGGAGCAGACGCAGGAAGCUGCAAGUUGCUCCUCAACAACAAACAGGAGGAAACAAAGGAGGCGGCGGCGUAGGAGCUGCAGAAGCAACGACACAGGCCCCUCCCACAGCAUAGAGGAGGAUAAGGAAGAGGAGGCCUCAGAGGAGGAAGAGGAGGAUGAGGACGCUCCAAAAAGGAGGAGGUCGGACAGCUACUCCCUGACCUUUGAUGACAGCCUGUCCUGGUGUGUGAUUGGUGGACUGGCAGCUGGGGGGGACAGACGCACCAACCAGUCGUCCAACUCUCACAGCGCUGGGGGGAGGUCAGAGGUCACGACUGCUGCAGCCGACUCUGACAGCGACAACUUCAGCGUGGAAUUCGAGGUGGAGUCCGUCCAUUCCGACGACUAUGGCGAAGACGACGCAUCCUUGUCUGCAGACGACCAGGUGUACGAGUUCACCAUCGUCGAUACGGAAGACGACGACUCGUUUGACGAAGACACGGAAAUCACUAAAGCCGAUUACUGGAGCUGUGGCAAGUGUGAGGAGUUGAACCCGCCUCUCCCGAGAAACUGCCUUCGUUGCUGGACGCUGCGCCAGGAUUGGCUGCGGGACACUUCCUGUCCUAAGGCCCAGCCCAGGAACCUCACGGACCAAUCAGCCGUCAGAGAGGCCUCAGGUUCUGAUGCUGAGGAUAACGAAGGUGUGGACGUUCCAGAUGGAAAAAGAACAAAAAGUCCUGCCCCUCAGUCUCAAUGCUACUCUGACUCCGCCUCCUCCGCGCCCGACUCCCAGGAUCUCCUGUCCAUCUCCCAACCGCCCUCGUCCUCCCCCUCCUCCUCGCAGGAGAAGCUGUGGAUGAUGGAUUCCCAGCCGACCUCCUCCACAGAGUCACAGGAGUCUCUCCUGUCCUCCGCCGCCGUCCCCGAGCUGGAGCGCAGCGUGUCGGCCGAGUUGCGCCUACCUGCAACGUGUCUGGAACCGUGCUUGAUCUGUCAGUCCCGACCCAAAAACGGCUGCAUCGUGCACGGUAAGACGGGUCACCUUAUAUCCUGCUACGUGUGCGCCAGGAAGCUCAAGAAGAGGAACAAGCAGUGUCCCGUCUGCAGGCUUCCCAUCGAGGCUGUGAUCCUCACCUACGUCAGCUGAGACCUCCCCGAAGUCUGUUCACCUACCUCCUUCCACAGUUCAUCUCCUGUGCAAUCACACGCUGCAAUAAUCAUUCAUCAAUAAUCAUUCAUCUAUAUUCUACAAGAUUCCAAAAAUGCUCCUGAAUUAAUUUCCGCUUGUGUUUAUUUUGAACAAUCAGCACCAACAGACACAUGUCAAGCAAUGUUUGCUGGAUUGAUGUAUUUGUCACAAAGUCUUUUCGUGCUUAGUUUAACAUAAUGCCACUCUUUACAUUUUCCAUGCAGUUUUGUAAUGAUAUUCUAUAAAUGUUUCCUGAAGCAGGAAAUACGAAGUUUAACUUAUAUUCUUGUCGAGAAGUAUUCUUGGAAAUAAUGCUAGAAACAAAGUUAAUGUUUUGUUGCUAUUAACAUUUUUUUCCUGGAAACUUCAUGACAACAACUUGAGAAUGGACUGUAAAAAGAAAUGUUAAAACAAGAAGUAUUUAUUUAUUUAAGCAGACACUUUGAAUGAACUCUUUAAAGAUUAAUUUACAGCUAUUUUCCUUUGUCAAUAAAAUAUGUCAUUUCUG
This is a messenger RNA of Nerophis ophidion (straightnose pipefish), 2225 nucleotides long. It is a transcript of the gene mdm2, whose product is annotated as MDM2 proto-oncogene. Gene Ontology annotation, cellular component: nucleus. Bases 218 to 1675 code for a protein of 485 amino acids. Gene Ontology annotation, molecular function: ubiquitin protein ligase activity; identical protein binding. Gene Ontology annotation, biological process: negative regulation of apoptotic process; regulation of cell cycle. The record is from RefSeq and is a predicted model, not a curated record. The transcript is spliced from 12 exons. Lineage: Eukaryota; Metazoa; Chordata; Actinopteri; Syngnathiformes; Syngnathidae.